AUGGUUGAGGUUCAAGUUCAAGAAGAGCAAUUCAUUAAUCCUGAUAUUGAGGUAUUUAUUUCUUACUUUGAAAACCUUAAUAUAGAUACUGAAUUUGACAUUUAUGAGGAGUACACAAGUAAAAAUUAUGGAAACAUAGAAGAGGAAAUAGAAACUGAACCGAACCAACAACAAACAUCAACACAGCAACCAGUAGGUCAUAAGAGGGAACUGCCAGUUCAGACCAGAAAAUUAAUUGUACAACAGUUAACUUGUUUGUCUAAAGAACCAGAUAGACGUUUUCCAUGGGGUACAAUAAAAACAAUUGCAUUGCAACAUAACACAUCUAGGUGGACAGUAGCAAGGCUGUGGGAAUCAGCCAAAACAUCAAUGCAAAAUGGCAUUGUAAUUGAUGUUAAUAGUAGAAAAAGGGGAAGAGUUGGUGGGAAAGCAAGAGUCUUUGAGAUGACUCUGCUUAAUGUUGUUCCAAUUGAAAAGAGGACCACAAUUAGAGCAAUGGGAAGUGCAUUAGGCAUUCGUCAUUUAAAAGUUUAUAGAAUGAUGAAAUCCGGUAAUAUUAGAGCACAUACAAAUUCAAUUAAACCAAAACUUAAUCAUGACCACAAAAUAAGAAGAAUCAACUUUAUUCUAUCCCAAAUAAUACCACCUACUAUAGAUAACAUACCAAAAUUAAGUCUUAUGUAUAAUGACGUACACAUAGAUGAAAAAUGGUUCUACAUGAGUAGGGAAACACAGAGUUACUAUUUAUUCCCUUGGGAAGAGGAGGAACCAUAUAGGUGUGUGCAAAACAAAAAUUUCAUAGGCAAAGUAAUGUUUAUAGCAGCUGUUGCAAGACCUUAA
This is a messenger RNA of Amaranthus tricolor (Joseph's coat), 840 nucleotides long. RefSeq lists its product as uncharacterized. The record is from RefSeq and is a predicted model, not a curated record. Lineage: Eukaryota; Viridiplantae; Streptophyta; Magnoliopsida; Caryophyllales; Amaranthaceae. Gene Ontology annotation, molecular function: nucleic acid binding. The coding region runs from base 1 to 840 and encodes 279 amino acids. The transcript is spliced from 2 exons.